Messenger RNA from Sesamum indicum (sesame), 1272 nucleotides. RefSeq names its product integral membrane protein (Protein of unknown function DUF92, transmembrane). Lineage: Eukaryota; Viridiplantae; Streptophyta; Magnoliopsida; Lamiales; Pedaliaceae. The record is from RefSeq and is a predicted model, not a curated record. Gene Ontology annotation, cellular component: membrane.
CUUAUUAUUAAUCAAAUUAAACUUGUCAAGAAACAACAGCCAUAGAGUGAGAAGAGACCACAGGUAGAUUUGACUGCGAUUCUGAUCGUCCGUAAAGUGAGGGGGAGCAGAAAACUCAGAUUGAUAUUUCUGGUCUUUUGAGUGGCGACAAUGAUGCAGGAAAGUUGCGGACUUCAUUAAUUCAGAAUCUGUACCUCAUUUUUUCCACCUUCUAAAUUUGGACAAGCAAGCUGGCGAUAAUGGAAACAAACUUGUUCCAACCGUUGGUGGCAGCAGUAGUUUCAGCUGCAAUCGCUACUAGAUCAUACAGAAAGAAGUCUCUUGACCUUUCUGGAGCUAUUGCUGGCUUUGCUGUCAUGACUAUUCAUAUUGCUGUCAAUUACAGGUUCGGUGCUGUGCUGCUUAUCUUCUUUUUCACAUCUUCAAUGUUCACAAAAUUUGGAGAGGACAAAAAGCGUAAGGUUGAUGCUGAUUUCAAAGAGGGUGGUCAACGCAACUGGAUACAAGUUCUCUUUAACAGUGGCAUUGCGACACUUUUGGUCUUGAUUGCUUGGAAAUUGGUGGGAAGUCAAGAUUAUUGUCUGAACUCAAAAGAAUCAGGUCUUAUGACCUCUCUAAUCGGUGGUAUUAUUGGUCACUAUUGUUGCUGCAAUGGAGACACAUGGUCAUCCGAACUUGGGAUUCUUAGUGAUGAGCAGCCACGACUCAUUACGACCUUCAAGCCUGUUCGAAGGGGUACGAAUGGUGGCGUGACAAAGGCAGGACUUCUAGCAGCUGCAGCAGGAGGCUCCGUAAUUGGACUGACGUUUGUUAUCCUAGGAUUCAUUACCACCAACUGCACUUUCAAUGUAGCCCUGAAGCAACUAUUACUAAUACCAGUUUCAGCUCUCGCCGGGUUGUGUGGAAGUGUUAUAGAUUCUUUACUUGGGGCGACCCUCCAAUACAGUGGUUUCUGCAGUGUCCGAAAUAAGGUUGUUGGAAAACCAGGGCCAACUGUGAAGAGAAUCUCCGGUCUUAGCGUACUGGACAACAAUGCAGUGAAUCUCGUCUCCAUAUUUUUAACGACUGCACUCACUUCCAUCACUUGCUUAUACAUAUUCUGAGAAAUUUGUACUCAAAACAAGUCGUGUUGUCUAAUGGGGAAGGUCGAGAUAAAAUUGCUCCAUCAUUUUCAUGAGAUAUCAAGUCUGUGUUAGGAUCAAAACCCAGAUUCAGACCCAGCCCAUUUGAGUAAUAAAAUGAAAUCUCAAUCGUCUCAUGUUUGUCACAUAA